UGUUCAAAGUCCAGCAGCCCAUUUGUGCCAGCAAAGGGGAGGGCCAUGGGGAAUUUUGGGUAUAAAGGGGGAAAACACACCACCUGAUAGAGGUAAACAAUCAGGUUGCAUUUACUGCAUUUUGCUUCCUGGUCGAGGACUCUGGACUUACAGCCACAGCGUCUCUGCUGCCAGAAACUCUCAGGAAAGAGAAAGAGAUGGCAGCCGCACUCAUCCGGAGCAGCAAGUCGAAAUCCAGCUUGCCCCCCCACUAUUUUGAGGGGUUCCUGGAGAAAAAGAUGGCCUGGGAAAAGGAUUACAAGAAAUACUGGGCAGGCCUCCGAGGACUCACUCUUUAUUUCUACAAUACGACUAGAGAUAACCAGUAUGUCGAGAAAGUGGAGCUGGCUGACUUUGUGUCCCUCACUGAUGACAACCCCCUGAGUACCAUGGCUACAUGGUCCACAGAAGGGACUGGCAUGAACCUGAAGAUGAGGCAUCAAGAAGUGAAAUUAAGGAUGGAGAGUCUGGAGUCUCGGGAAAUGUGGAAAGGCUUUAUACUCACUAUGGUGGAGAUGAAGGUCCCUUCUAGCCUUACCUUACUUCCCGGUCACAUUUACAUGUUGUCUGAGGCACUUGAGAAGGAGAAGGAACGGCGCUCUAAGUUGGACCAGGAAGACUCCCCCAAACGAGAGGAAAAGAAGAAGUUUCCAGAUUGUUUCUUCGAAGUCUCCAGGACGGAGGCUGAGAUGCUUCUGGCGAGGGAGGAAAACAACGGGAACUUGCUGUUGCGCCCAGGAGGGGACGGCAAGAGCAUCUCGGUGACCACACGUCAGCUGGUGAACGGAACUGGAAUUAUCAAACACUAUAAAAUUAACAUGGUUGAAGAAGAAUAUAUCAUUGAUGUUGAGGAGCCGUAUCGCUGCUCUUCACUUGAAGAUGUGGUGAAAUUCUUUGUAACGUAUAGCAGGACGCUUCUUACCCCGCUGUGCCUCGACAAGAGCUAUGCCCUGCGGCUAGAGGUGGUGCAGAUGGAUAGCGAAAGUGGAGAGAGCACCGUGCUGCCCCCCCGCAAGAUGCCCGCCCUGCCCCCCCCACGGAACCCCACAGGUGUCCCUGGGGGAAAAAAGAUCCCCCCGAACCCCAAAGGCCGCCCACCAAUGCCUGCUCCUCUCCCAGCCGUCUUGCCCGCCAAGCCACCGGUGCCGCCAGCAAGGCCCUGCAACCUGUACGAGGUGGAGGAGGAUGAACCGGACCGGACGUAUCUGAAUGAUGAAGAUGUUGCUGUGAUGACACAGAUCAGGUCACCUGGAGGGAUGACGCCUGGAAACGUGACUGGCAGCCCCCACCACCAGAAAACCAGCGACAACGUCUCCUCAGGCCAAGCAAAUACUAUACCCAGGAGCUUUUCCACUGGCUCUGCUCAAACUAACCUUGUCAGUGUGACUGCGGAACUCAAACAGAAGCUCCAGAAACGGCUGGCAGUUCUUAAAAACUGAGACAGUGUCCAUUGCCAAAUACGGCCUUAAAUAAUCAAUAACGAUUUCCAGCCAAGACCCUGAAAUCUGCACGUCCUCCAGUCCAUCUCUGCUCCAGCGAGUCAUCUAGCCUCUGGGAUUUGGCAUGCCAAGAGUUCUGCCUUUCCUCCUGGAGCUUCCACAUCCUGUUGCUGUUGGCGAAGUUCGGACCCAGGAGCCCUGCAGGAAAUGUUGACCUCACCAAAAACGGUUAUACAUAAUAGGCAAACGUGGCCAGUUCUCUGCCUGGGGCCUCCGCCCUUAGAGAUUGGCUGGGCUGCUGUGAUGUCACAGAAUGUUUGUCUUCUCAGUGCAGGAGGAAGGCUCAGCCGUGUAAGGAUGUCAGUCAGCGAUAAUGUUGUGACUGAGGGAAAGGAAAAGCUCACGUGAGAGGAAGGGGGAGGCAAUUACUCUGAAGACAAGCCCGGGUAGAGGAUGAGCUGUGAAGAGUAGGCAGAAAUGGGAGAAACAAGGGAGAUCUGGCCACUGGUGACCAGAAAGCUAAAGGGAGAAGCAGAGGCCAGCAACGCAGGCUAGCUCAGUGGGAAAUCAAUUGCUUUGCUUGCAGAAGGCCCUAGAUUCAGUCCCUCACAUCUCCAGGAAGGGCUAGGAAAGACACCUCUCUAAAACCCUGAAGAGCUGCUGCCAGUCAGUGUAGAGCGUACUGAGCUUGGUGGACCAACAGUCUGACUCAGAAGACAGCAUCAUCAGGGGCAUCUACAGCUCAGUGUUGGAGCAUCUGCUUGGCAUGCAGAAGGUCCAAGGUUCAAUUCCCAUCAUCUCCAGGCAGGGUAGGGAAAGGUUCCUGCCAGAAUACCUGGAGAGCCACUGCCAGUCAGAGUAGCCAAUACUGAGCUCGACGGAACAAAUAAGUGAUAACCAGGGGCUGUUCGUCAGAGGCAGAGCAUAUGCUUUGCAUACAGAAAGAAGAUUCCAGGUUCAAUCCCUGACAUUGCCAGCGGAGACUGAGAAAGAGUCUCUGGAGAGCUGCUGCCGGUCAGAGUAGACAGUACUGAGCUGGCUGGUCCAAGGGCUUGACUCAGUAUAAAGCAGCAUCUUGUUUACAGCAGGGACUAGCCAGAGAUUUCUGGGAAGCCCCAAAUGUAGAGCACGAAAGCACCAGCUCGAACGGCAAACUGUCUCUGUCUCCUUCCCCUCAGCACUUGGGGUUCAGAGAUAUACUUCCUCUGACUAUGGAGGCUCCAUUGAGCUAUUAUGGCUAGGAGUUAUUGACAGCCCUAUUAUCUUCCAUCUUCUUUUUACAUUCUUUUAAAACAAUCAUUGAAAUGUGUGACUUCCACAUCAUCUUGUGGCAAUGAGUUCCAUUGAGGUGGGUGUAACUUAACGUUUGUUGGAGGGUGGGAGUUUCCCCAUAAAAUCCUCAGACAGACACAGCGGAUGUGAGAGUUAUGCAGAAAUGUAAAAUUUAUUGUUAAGGCUGGAAGCUGGUUGCGUGGUUGUGAAAUAAAACUGAUUCUACAAGUGGG
Molecule: messenger RNA, 2983 nt
Organism: Hemicordylus capensis (graceful crag lizard)
Lineage: Eukaryota; Metazoa; Chordata; Lepidosauria; Squamata; Cordylidae
Gene: STAP2
Product: signal transducing adaptor family member 2
Exons: 13
Coding region: 198-1478 (426 amino acids)
Molecular function (GO): signaling adaptor activity
Source: RefSeq, a predicted model, not a curated record